UUCAUUUCCCUAUCCGUUACCUCGUCGUUCACUUCAACAUGGCGGUUUCACCUUACGCCGCCGUUUCAACCCCUCGUGUUUGUUCUCCACCUAGUGUUUCCACUAAAAUCUACUCUGGAUUGAAACUCCAAUCUUCACGUUCUUUUGGAGCGUCUUCCGUUUCAUCUAGCGUAAAUGCUCAGUUUUUCGGUAAAGUUAACAAAGUUCUCAGUUUCCGGUAUGCUAACCAGAAGCCAGUUAGGGCACAAUUUCUAAUGAUGCCCAUUGGAACUCCUAGACUACGCUAUAAAACACCUGGUGAAGAUUCUUGGCAAUGGAUUGAUUUAUGGAAUGCCCUUUAUCGAGAACGUGUUGUCUUCAUUGCACAAGAGAUAAAUGAAGAAUUUAGUAAUCAAAUAUUGGCAACUUUGCUGUAUCUUGACAGUAUAGAUAACACCAGGUUUCUCUAUUUGUACAUUAAUGGUCCUGGUGGGGAGCUUACACCAUGCUUGGCUCUCUAUGAUACCAUGCAGAGCUUGGAGACUCCUAUAGCCACUCAUUGUGUGGGCCAAGCUUAUAAUAUGGCAUCAUUUCUUCUUGCAGCUGGACAAAAGGUGUUGUAUUAUCCUACUGUCUUUUAGAAGUUUAGCUUGUCA
Molecule: messenger RNA, 635 nt
Organism: Lathyrus oleraceus (garden pea)
Lineage: Eukaryota; Viridiplantae; Streptophyta; Magnoliopsida; Fabales; Fabaceae
Product: ATP-dependent Clp protease proteolytic subunit-related protein 2, chloroplastic
Exons: 6
Coding region: 39-620 (193 amino acids)
Biological process (GO): protein quality control for misfolded or incompletely synthesized proteins
Cellular component (GO): endopeptidase Clp complex
Molecular function (GO): ATP-dependent peptidase activity; serine-type endopeptidase activity; ATPase binding
Source: RefSeq, a predicted model, not a curated record